AUGAAAUUUUCAAUAAUAAUACCCACAACAAUACUAUUUUGUUCUCAGUUAGUUAAAUGUAUUAAUUUUAAUGAUUAUAAUUAUAUAUUGGAUGAAAUAAAAGCAUUAGAUUUAGAGAUUACCUCAGAUUCACAAGAUCCACAACAAGAUUCAGAAAUAUAUAUUAAUAAAAGAGAUAAUGAAACAGCAGAUAAUGCAUUAAUUCAACAAUAUACUGCAAUAUUUAAAUCAAUAGGACAAUCUGGUUUAUUACCAAAUUUAUUAGAAAAUAUAGCAUCUGAUGAAAAUCAAGUAAAUAAUUUAGUUGGUUAUCUUAAUUAUUUAUUAAAUUCUUCAUCAAUGGAAAAUAGUACUUUAAAUUUAAAUGAAUUAAAUAUAAAUUUAAAUAUAACAGAGAUUAUGGAAGAUAUAAUGAAUUCUGGAAUAAUAAGUUCAACAUUAGAUGGAUUAUUAGUUAAAAAUGAUACAAAUAAUGCCAAACUUUCCGAUUUUGUUGGUUCAAUAUUAAGUUCUCCUGAAUAUGUUUGGAUUGGUUGGCUUAUAAAAGGAUUAGGUGAAGGUCAUGCGUUAACAGUACCAUGGAUUGCUGAUUUAAUUGCUAAUACAACAUCAAAAGCAAAUACUAAUGAUACUAAUAAAUCUGAAAUUAAUGUUCCUCCAUUACCUCCAUUAAUUAAUGUUACAGAUGCAGAACCAAAUUUUAAUGUUUCUUUUGGAGGACCAAGUAGAGACAUAUAUAUUGAUUUAAGAAAUAAAAGAGAUGAUUCCAACAACAACGGUACAGAUGAAUAUUCAGGAUCAUUAAAUCAAUUUUUAAAUAAUGCAAUAAAUACAGUUGUAAAUUCAAAUUUAGUAAAUUCAAAUAUAAAUGAUAUAAUAAUAGCAUUAAAUAAUUCAGGAAUAAUAACACCAUUAGUUAUAGAAAUUUUAGAAAAACAAAAUUUAUCAAAUUUAUUAGAUCCCAUUGUAAAAUCAUUAUAUGAUAAUGGAAUAUUAAAUAAAUAUCUUGAUUUAAAUUUUUGGUUUAUUUAUGCAAAAGAAAGACAUAUUAUUUCAGAUUUUUUACAAUAUAUUUUAACUGAUCCUUAUUAUUCACCUCCUUUAGCUAAAUUAUUAAGAAGAAUGGAAUCAAAUGGUGUUUUUCAAUAUUUACAAGAUAAUAUGUAUGGACCUCAUAAAAGAAAUUAG
This is a messenger RNA of Lodderomyces pseudojiufengensis, 1188 nucleotides long. RefSeq lists its product as uncharacterized. Bases 1 to 1188 code for a protein of 395 amino acids. The record is from RefSeq and is a predicted model, not a curated record. The transcript has a single exon. Lineage: Eukaryota; Fungi; Ascomycota; Pichiomycetes; Serinales; Debaryomycetaceae.